GAGGUGACUGGGGGCAGUGAAAAAAAGCUCCCUGGUGAUUUUUCGGUGCAAAAGGGGGAGACACAAAGAUGGUGGCCCCCCACAAAAAUCCACAGAGAGAAUCACUCGGAGCUUGCAAUGGGGUGUUACCUUCCAACAAAUGAGCCGUUCACACUCUACAAAUGCAUUUACCUACGCAUAAAACAGAAGCACACACGGAUUUAUGCAAUUGCACUCGCGGACGAGGACAUUUAUCCCUUUUUGCAAACUUUUUUCUCCUUGCGGAACGCAAAAUUCACGGCUACACUUUUUUCUUUUUUUUUAUAUUAUUUUCCUCCUCGCUCCGACGCCUAGCGGAAAAUUCUUAAGCUCCCCGGAUGAAACAUUAUGUUGGAGAAUUUUGGUGAAACAUGAGAAAAUCAAAAUAUUAUUGAAAAAGCGAGAAGGAUAUAAAGUAGAUAGCAGAUAUCUGUCUCACUCGCACUGGUAGUUUUUUGGAAUUUUCUUGAGUUUUCCGACGAAUCUCUUUGGGAAAAUGGGUCUAUUUAUGCUCAGUAGGCGAUAUAGGGCUAAUAACGAUGGAAAAACCCAGAAAGAAAUUCAAAAAAUCAACAAUUUCUCAUAGGAAACCUUUCAACGUUUAGCGGGUUUAGCGGCUCUGCGUGAAGUUUCUCAGAAGAUACAACGCACGCUGAUUCAAUCAACGAUUAGUUUUGUUGUCAAAAAAAAAAACUUCACGCGUUCUUUUCUGCGGCAUUUUUGCACGUAAAAAAACUGGCGUUUGGACUUCUCGUGUGUUCACCCUGAUCAUGUGUGAUACCUUCAAAUCGGAGAAAUAAUGGAGAAUCCACUGUGUCCGGAAGACGAUGAUCUGCGGAAGAUUAUCAACAAAUUAGCUGAAUUUGUGGCUCGCAAUGGCCCGGAUUUUGAGGCAAUGAUCAAAUCCAAACAAAUUGAUAAUCCACGCUUCAGAUUCCUCUUUGGCGGCGAAUACUUUGCCUACUACAAGCAACGUGUGGCUGCGGAGCAAGGAAGAAUAAAGCUACAGCAGAGCGAAGGAAAUCAUUCACAUCCAGACUACCGAUUCCCUGGUAGUGCUGGUGCAGAGAUGCAGCAAUUGUGGAUGAAUAAUGAUCCAUUGCCGCCGCCGCAUCAGAAUUCCAUUAAUGUGCAACUGAAGGCGCUGAAUUUGCAACAGAACACCCUCCGGAGUCAAAUAAGGCAGUCAGAGCAGAAUCUUUCGGCACAGCAUACGGCUCUGGUGCAGCAGCAACAGACCUACAUUGACGAGGCAGUACGGAAGGCCCAAAUGGAGCACCUGGAGACACAGGCAGAAGCCACGGGGAUUUCCCUGAAGGAGUUCGAUGAGAUUCUCAUCCCAAUUGUGGAAUCCUGCACAAAAGAUAGCAUUUCAACGGGAAAGAAUUGGAUUCUUCAGCAUACGGGUGAUGCUGCCAAGAGCAAUGUCAUCCUGCAGUACCUCCUGCAGAAGGCACUCAUCCCCGACACGGAAUUCUCCCACAAACUCCAUCUCAUCUACCUUGUCAACGAUGUCCUUCAUCACUGUAUCCGGAAGAAUGCCGUUGAACUCAAGCAAUGCCUCGAGAAUGUUGUAAUUCCCAUGUUUUGCAGUGCACAGACGAUUGCAAAUGAGGCACAAGUGGCAAAAUUGACGAAACUCCUUUCACUCUGGGAAUCAAAGGCAAAUUUCUUCGAUGCAUGCGUCAUAUCGAAGCUAAAGUCCCCGCAGUCAUCGCUCCAAGAGUACCGAACAAAUCUCCUUGUAAAGCAUGCGAGUGUCGUGACUUCCCUCAAUGCUGCCUCGAAGAAUGCCUUUGAUAGCUACCAGCAACAGCAUCAUGCAUUUGUGGCGCAUGCAACGCAGCAAAUUGCAACUUUGGAGGCACAGAAGCAGACUCUUGAGCAGCAGAAUAUGCGCCAAAUGCCGCAUAUUGGGCCUCCGGAACAAUUCUACAGCGACAACAAUGACUUUCAGAACUCACGCGUUCCGCCACCACCGAGUUUGGCACCAAAUGUCGUGCCUCAGGUGAGCAGCUCUCAUGCCGGCUACGGUGGUCACGAGGAGAGUGGGGAUGAUGGGCUGGUGGAUCAGGGAGGGGGUUUCGCGCUGCCACCGCCGAACUUCCAACUUCCGGAUCUGUCGAAGCCACCACCGAACCUCAAUCAACCAGCCCCGAAGCCCGUGGAGAAGGUUGAGGAUCUCAAACCUUCAGUGCCGUACUUUGAUUUACCAGCUGGGUUGAUUGUCCCACUAAUACGGCUGGAGGAUUACAGCUACAAACCCCUCGAUCCGACCCUCAUUCAACUCCCACAGCCAGCUCCACCGAGUGAGAGACUCCUCGGAGCUGUGGAGGCUUUCUAUUCCCUUCCUAGUCACGACAGGCCACGGGAUGGGGAAGGCUGGGAGAAAUUGGGUCUGUACGAAUACUACAAAGUAAAGAAUCAAUCGAGGAAGCAAAAGGAGGAGGAAAUAAUGCAAGGCGUGCGUGAACGUUCACGUUCUCCAAGUCCAAUAACAAUAGAAAUGAAUUCAUUCAAGAAGAAAAAGAAACGACGACGAUAUCGUUCGAAGAGUCGCAGCAAAAGUCGCUCAAAAUCUCGAUCUCCACCACCGGCAAUCAUACGGAAGGAUAUACGUGGGCCACCACAGAGAUUUAUUCCCAAUUCCGUGGGGAACAGCCAUAGAGGGAAGUACUGAGCCAGGGCUGAUUUUAUUUAAAACAAAAAGAAAGCAAAAGGAAUGCCGGAAGAUGAUUUUUUUUUUGAAAAAAGAGACAAAUUAAGUAAAA
This is a messenger RNA of Lutzomyia longipalpis, 2789 nucleotides long. It is a transcript of the gene scaf6, whose product is annotated as calcium homeostasis endoplasmic reticulum protein. Gene Ontology annotation, cellular component: perinuclear region of cytoplasm. Lineage: Eukaryota; Metazoa; Arthropoda; Insecta; Diptera; Psychodidae. Gene Ontology annotation, biological process: intracellular calcium ion homeostasis; RNA processing. Gene Ontology annotation, molecular function: RNA binding. The record is from RefSeq and is a predicted model, not a curated record. Bases 818 to 2698 code for a protein of 626 amino acids. The transcript has 5 exons.